Molecule: messenger RNA, 1728 nt
Organism: Dichomitus squalens LYAD-421 SS1
Lineage: Eukaryota; Fungi; Basidiomycota; Agaricomycetes; Polyporales; Polyporaceae
Exons: 4
Coding region: 1-1728 (575 amino acids)
Source: RefSeq, a predicted model, not a curated record
AUGGCAGACAAGAUCGACCUAACUGAGGUAACUACUCCCAAGGAGCUCAGUGACGAGCAAUGUACAGCUGUGUUGGAGCGUCUCACCCGCAAGCUCGCGGGCUUCCGGAAUCAGGCAGAGAUGUACGCUACAGCAGAGUCCUGGGCGGUCCACAACACCGACUCGUCUCAGACUCAAAGAGACUUCGUGUUCGCCUUAGAUGCCUGGUCUCAGGAUACGCUCAAGAACGUCUGGCUCGCCUGUCGCGAACCUGGCAAAGGUCAAGACCCUCCCCAGUUGGACCCCUACUCCGACACGUCAACGGCCGGCCUCCCACCACUCCCACCCUCAGAACAGCUCGUGCCUCUCUUGAACACCGUGCUCCUCCUGCACGUCACCGCCGACAAAGAGUACUCGAGCCGUACUCGCACCUUCCUCUUCUCCAUCGCCCCGGUCGACGAGAAGUCCGUGGCGAGGACGCUCAAGAAUCCCACAAGGGCGAUCGAGGAGGCGGAGAAGAAGACCAACGCUGCGCGCGAGGAGCAUUCCCGCAGGAGCAGGAUUAUGCGAUACGCCGGCAUCGGUGCUGGAGCUAUCGCAGGAGGCACCAUCAUCGGCCUAACAGGCGGCCUCGCUGCCCCAGCCAUCGGCGCAGGAGUCAGCUCGAUCCUUGGUUGGAUGGGUGUCGGCGGUACUGCCGUGGGGCUGCUCGCGACGGGUCUCGCUGGCUCCUCCGUCGUCUGCGGGGCGGUGUUUGGGGCCUAUGGAUCGAAGGAGUCAGCAAGAGUCAUCAGCCAGUAUACGAGGGACGUGCAAGACCUCGCUAUCAAACCCGUACACGAACCCAGAGAAACAAUGGCCGCUCGCCUAUGUGUCACUGGCUGGCUCGACAAUACAGAGGAUGUAACGGCGCCAUGGACUGUAUUCAAGGGGGAUGACACUUUUGCAUUGCAAUGGGAAGUAGAAGCCCUGGAGAAGCUCUCUAAGGCUCUCUACGACCUCAUGAAGACGCAAGCAUUACAGUACAUCAAGGGACAGAUCAUCAGGCGAACCGUCCUCGCCGGCCUUUGGAGCGCGCUCUCCCCCACAGCCUGGACCAAAGCCGCUAAGAUCAUAGACAACCCUUGGGUGACAGCCAGGAACCUCGCUGAGCGCACCGGCAAAGUCCUCGGGGACCUCCUCGCCCAACGCGUCAUCGGGAGCCGCCCCAUAACCCUCGUCGGGUACUCCUUGGGCUCCCUCGUCAUCUUCGAAGCGCUACAGUACCUCGCCUCUCUGCCUCCGGCGCAGACACUCGGCCUGAUUAAAGACGUCUACCUCUUCGGCAGCCCGAUCUCGACCAGCGCCGCGCAGUGGGCUGCAGUGCGCCGUGUCGUUUCCGGCCGGCUAGUCAACGGCUACGGCAAGAACGACUACGUGCUCGCGGUGCUCGCGAGGGCGUCGGGGAUGAGCUGGCACGUCGCCGGGCUUACGCCGGUGGAGCUGCAGGGCGUGGAGAACGUCGCCUGCGACGAGGUGGACGGGCACCUCAAGUGGCGAGGGAUGAUCGGACAGUGUCUCGCGAAGUGCAGCGCAUAUGGCGUCGAUCAGGAAGAGGUCAAGAAGCAGCUCGAGGACAAGGCUGCGAAGAUAAGCAAAGAGACGGACAUGGACGAGAAGGAGGCGACAGAGGCGGUCCAGGCGGGACCUGGGACGGAUUUAGAAUCCGGGGAAGACAACUCGAAGCCGUCGGCGUCGGCGUCCGUGUAA